GUGAAAAAUAGUUGUCAAAACAACAGUCUUCCUGUUGAGUGUGAAAAAAUACAAUAGGCAAAUAAAAAUAAAUAAAAAUCUAUUGAUUUGAUAAUAAAGAUGGAAGAUGAGACUGAAGGGAGUGGUAGUUCAUCAAAAAUACCGACUGAAUUAGAAAAUUACACGGAAGGAUCAAAUCUUCAUGGGACAGAUGAUCAAAAUUAUUUUUCUAGCAAUUCAAAACAAGAUAUAUCGAGUAUUCAGCAACAAGCACAAGGCUAUUUAAAUCAGCAUAAAAUAUAUGAACUUUUUAAUUAUCUUAUUGGACAUUUGCUGGUUGAUGAACCUGAAGAUCCACAUGAAUAUCUAUCGGAUCUUCUGACAAAAUGCCAGCUAUUUCGAUUGGGUGUUGGUGAUCCACCACUGCUUUUUACAAACCGUCAUAUUGAAAGCAUAUAUCAAUCCAUGGAUCCAUCUGGUGUUGGUAACAUUAGCCUGGAGCAAUAUAGAAUAGGCAUGAAGACACUUGGAAUCACUGAAUACGAUCAAAAACCCGUUGAGUGUGCGGAAGGUCGCGUUGACAGACAUAUCUUCCAAACGGAAGCAAAAAAAAAGCUGGUCAAUGCACUUGCUGAUCUUGUUGGUAAGUCUGAACAAUGAAAUCAUCUGAUUCUUUUUGUGAAUAAAAUGGAAAAAUAUUAUUAAU
This is a messenger RNA of Aphidius gifuensis, 685 nucleotides long. RefSeq names its product EF-hand calcium-binding domain-containing protein 10-like. The transcript has 5 exons. The coding region runs from base 100 to 639 and encodes 179 amino acids. The record is from RefSeq and is a predicted model, not a curated record. NCBI's taxonomy places the organism in Eukaryota, Metazoa, Arthropoda, Insecta, Hymenoptera, Braconidae.